AUGGUCAUUUCGGCAGCAUUCCUCUACAUGUUUUCGGAAUUUUAUUUGUUAUCAUUCGAAGCGAAGUUACUUAACAACAAAAUAAGCAUGGUCUUGUCUCGUUUAUUUCCAUUCAAAGUAAGAAACGCGAAAAUGAAUAAUGAGAAAAAGACCUUCGAGUACAACCUGACCCACAUAUUGCUCCUGACAAUAUGCAUAAUCAUCCUUAGCCUCAAGCCUGAUUAUAGCUUCCACAGCAAGGUGCCCCUUAAGGAAUGCAAAACAAGCCAGAGGAAGGAAGAUUCGCACAAAGUAGAAGACCUUGAUAGAAUGCAAAGAGACAAGAAAAAGUGA
Messenger RNA from Plasmodium inui San Antonio 1, 333 nucleotides. RefSeq lists its product as hypothetical. The coding region runs from base 1 to 333 and encodes 110 amino acids. The record is from RefSeq and is a predicted model, not a curated record. Lineage: Eukaryota; Apicomplexa; Aconoidasida; Haemosporida; Plasmodiidae. The transcript is spliced from 3 exons.